AUGAAUAAAUUAGAGGAUUUGAAUCCCCUUUUCUGCCCGGCCUCCUCCAACGGCUCCGACUACACUCCAUUUGAAGACAGGUAUCCAACACUGGCAAAUUAUUACAAGUUUGCCUUAGUGAGUAAGAUUAAUGCCUACUUUUAUCAAGUGCAAGAGCCUCCACCGAAAGAAGCUGGUGGGGUCUCCGAUACAGCAAAGGACGAGAAAAUUUCCCCUUUAGAACAAGUACACCACUAUGAAAACUCGAUUAAGCAACAAUUGGCUCGAGAUUAUCAAAUAUCGGACGUACUGACAUAUGGGGCCAAAAAAGAAAUAUGUAUUUUCAGACUCGAGACUAGACUAAACCCGCAGGAUCAGGAGCUUGGAUUCAAUCAACUAAAGGAUGCAGUUGACAACAUCAUCAUAGAAAGCAAACUCUCUCUCAAACUAGCAUCUGCAACGACCUUUGAUGCUGACUCAGUGUUUAAGUCUCAGGCUAACCCACAGCAACAAUCGCGGCCGAGUAGCAUUGUGUAUCUCAGCUUCUUGAGAGCAUUGAAGAAAUUUCUGUGUCAGCAUCUUAUGGCUAGAUCUUCAGAGGUUGAAAUACUCCCAUUUGGAAACCAAUCGCUGGUUUGCUCCGCGCAAGACACAUUCCAGAUUUUAAAGAUUAACACAUCGCUUAGCAUUCGCAACGAAAUCAUCUCUAAUUUUGCUAUAAACAGCACUCCACGGUUCUACCGACUGUCAACUCUCUUGGACAGUGAGUUUGACAUCUUGAAAAACAACUACGCUCUCUACCUGUGCCCUUCUGGGGUGCGAUGUUCUUUUGCUAAUCAAAAUAUGCUGGCAAACUCACUCUCUUUUGAGCCCCCAGCAAACUAUGAAAAACUCCUGCAUUUGUUGUCUGAGUACUCUCAUAUCAAACUUGAGAUGCCUUCGCGUUGGAUCAAACUCGUCCCAAAUUUGAACCACAUGAACGGGCUUACGCCGAAUAUUGCUCGAUACCUUGAAUCAUCCGCUCCCAACUCAAAAUAUAUUAUGUGGCCAGCUUCUAUGUGCAUGAUUCAAUUUGGAGAUGACCUCGAGGAGUCCACGUUUGAACUAAGUGACUCUUUCGAAUUGAUUGAGGAGUUAAUACUUGAGUCUGACGAAGAACCCAAGCCACUACAAAUAUCAGCCAUUGAAGAGCCUACGGCAGACUCCAACCCAACGGAUGUUGAUAUGGACUCUGCAAAAGAAUCACCCGGAGACUGGGAUGAGCUUUUUGGGGAAUCGAUGAAUGAAGAGGAAGAAGAGUUCCAUAAUGAUGUGCCAGAAUCAGAAUCGCAGUCAAAACCCGAACUGGUGUCGAGUCCGGUAGAAAAGGAUGCAAGACAGUUUAUUGAGCUUGAGCCAUCAAACCCACUCUAUGAGGAUCCUGGUGCACCAUCUCCCGCUUCGUUUCACAUAUUCGCAUCCCCUAGUCCCGGGACGACCGAUGCCUCCUCUGCCAAUGAUGAAGUUGGCUCAGUGACACCAAAGGACAUAAAGAAGUCCAUUUUUGCCCCACUGAACUUUAACCCGCUAAUCGAGAAGGACAUCGACAGUAAGUAUUCGAACGGCGGAAAGUUCUUUGUGCGCAGUGAAGCACAGAGCUCGCGUUCCCAGGAGUCGGCAUCUACGACACCAACAUUUUGGAAGAACAAAAAAGGAGAGAUUGACAUCGAAGAACGAGAUUUAAUAAGUGACAGUGAAGAAGAGAUAGAAGAGGAUGACGAAGACGAAGAUGAUGACAAAACAGGCUUGGGUAUAAGUAUUACCUCAAUUCCUCGAAAUACGGGAAUAUUGUCCUCGAUGACACCUUUUGUCAACCAAACAGCAUUCUCGCACCCUCAAGCUCCAUCGCCUCAAGUAUCAGGGGCUCAAGAGAUUCAGAACUGGCUAUUCUGGAUUCUGAGAGGUCCAGCUCUUUGUACAAUUCCUUCAAGAUUUCUUUCUACAGGAAAUCCGAUCAUCUCUAAGGACAAGAUUGAAUUGGUAUUGCCAAUAAUGCAGGAACUUGUGCUCUUUACUACUGGGAUGAAACAUCACUAUAGAGAGCAGGUCUCCGAUCUCAGUGAGUUAUUGGAGUCAACGUUGUUAAGUGCUUUUCCAGGUUCGUCAAAGAUGAGACUCUACGAGUUAUUGGAUUGUGAUCGACCAAACUCAGAAAUGAGAUUAUUUGACAGUCUUUUUGGUAGCGAGAAAGAAAUAUACAAGCUGGAGGCUCCAAGAAUUGAAUUUGAUGAUCCUAGCUUUGCCACAACAUCUCCAUUGAUGAACAUCACAGAAACGGAAAAUAAGAGACACUCAGGCAUAUUCAAGGAGAACGCGAACCGAGCUAUCGCCGACAGUGUAAAGUCGACUUCUUUGUUCAAAAUCUCAACUACAAUCUUCAACACAAAACGAAACGACCAAGAUCUAAAAAUUAACGAGACAAGUUUGCGAUAUUGGAAACUGCUAAAUCUUGAGCCCCUUGAAGGCCAAAAGAAUGUCAGAGUCAUCUUAGUUAUACCAAAAGGUACAUCGUAUUUGUUGGAAAAAAGUCGAAUUUUCUUACAGGACCUAAUGGCUACUUACUCAUCUUGGAAUUUAGGACAAAUGAGUCAGCUACAAGACAUUUUGGAGAUUCCAGGCGGUAAUUUUGAGCUUUUUCUCCAAAAUGCCGAAGGAGCCCUUACGUCUCUGGCCGAUUCGUUGAGAAAUCAAUAUUUGGUUGAUCCAAAUGGUCAAAAAGAUGCUAUUCUAGUUAUGAUUGCAGUUCCGAACAUUGGCAUGCAGCUUCUCACCAGUCUGGCAAGCGUGCUCGAACAAUUCCAAAGCACAUUGACAAUGAAAGCUGUUGACCAAGAAACAGAAGAGGAUCGGAGAAAACGUAGGAAGAGAAAUAUUUCAACCAUUGUCAGCAUCCCUAUUUUCUCUUUUUAUAAGGUUAUUCCGCUUGAUCUUUAUCUUUCCAAAAACGAGAGUUAUUCAGUUGUGACUUCUCAAAAACUGGGAGAUCUGGCUUUGGAAAUCUAUUCCUUGUAUCCUAACAAAGAUAUCUCCGAGCCUUUUAAAGACAGAGAUCGAUUGUUGACAAUCUCAAAGCAGCUACCUCAGAAAAUACCUUUCGUGAUGACGAAGGCACCAAUUUCAUCGGGCCUGAUUGCGGAUGACUUAUUCUUGCAUGUUUGUUACGAACGAUCCAUUGACAAAAACUGGUGCGUAGCAAGCUGGUCUGACCAGUACGGUGAAAUCAAUUUUACUCGCUCCUGGUUGAUUAGUCCUGACUGCCGAUGUCAGACUUUCGAAGAAGUUUCUGAUGAGAUUUUCAGCAUUUCGAUGGAUUAUGUUUCCAGCCAUAAUGGCAAGUCCUACGUGAUCUUGACUAGACUCAACAAUGUUAUUCCCGAUGAUGAACUGACAGAGUGGAAGCGUCUUUCGAUCAAGAAUAACAAGCUCACGCUUAUUGUUCUAACUGUGGAGUUGGAGCCUUCCACGCUCGUUUUGUCUCAUCUCCAGGAGCAAAAGGAUGAUUUGAAGGACAUGUAUUCUGUGAAGUUUACAGCAGCGUCCACGAAUUCGCAAAUGCUUACUCCGAGCGUGGCAAACCGCUUGGAAAGCCCAAUGAAUGGGCAGACGCCUUCAUAUGAUCCAGGUGCGUCUCCCUUAGACACUUCUGCCUUUACGGGGUCUCAGCAACAGGUUCCAGAAAAUCCUGAGCUGAUAGAAUUAUCAAAUGAGUGUUACGGAGUGAUUUUGCAGGUAGCGCAACAACUGUCAAACCAGUCCAUUCGCAUGCCGUUACGCACUGGAUUCAUUGUCAAUUCUGGUAGGCGAACGGCUGAAGGCUACGAACCAGGGUCAAUAAUUGAGUUAAAUUUGCUCAGCUGCCAAGCGGGGGUUAAUUCCAUCGAGCUGCUGAAAAAUCUGAUUAUGCAGUACAAGCAUCUGGCCAACCUCAACAAAAAUCCUAUCUGCCCUUGGCAUGUAUCUGCAGUCAGACGGAUGAUCGAUUUCUUGGUUCAUUUGGACGUGAAAUGA
Ogataea parapolymorpha DL-1 is the source of this 4026-nucleotide messenger RNA. Its product is annotated as Mediator of RNA polymerase II transcription subunit 13. Gene Ontology annotation, molecular function: transcription coregulator activity. The record is from RefSeq and is a predicted model, not a curated record. The coding region runs from base 1 to 4026 and encodes 1341 amino acids. Lineage: Eukaryota; Fungi; Ascomycota; Pichiomycetes; Pichiales; Pichiaceae. Gene Ontology annotation, biological process: regulation of transcription by RNA polymerase II. Gene Ontology annotation, cellular component: mediator complex. The transcript has a single exon.